AUGGUGGAUAGGGAGAACAAUUAUAACUGGAGAUGGUUCUUGGAGUUGCUAGCUGUCGAUUUGGACAUCAACAACAGCCAACUUUGGGCUUUCAUGAGUGAUCGGCAGAAGGCAAUGUCCCCUGGAGCUUAUGGGUUCCUGCAGAAAAUAGCACCUGAGCAUUGUGUAAUACUUGGAGCAAGGAGCAAAGGGAUAGUGACAUUGAAUGAAAUUAUUAGAACAAAGUUGAUGUGCAGGAUUCAAAAGAAAAGAGAUGCUAUGCAGAAAUGUGGCAGUGAGUAUUGUCCUAGAAUAAUGAAAAAACUAGAAAAGGCAAAGGCAUUGAGCUUUACUUAUAGCACAACCUGGUCAGGAGGUGCACAAUACCAAGUCCUAGGCAAUGAGGGCCAAUUUGUGGUUGACAGAAUAGAAAAAACUUGCUCUUGUAGAAAGUGGCAACUAACUGGAGUGCCCUGUGCUCAUGCAAUCUCUGCAUUAUAUUACAACCAGGACAGGCCUGAAAAUUAUAUAGAUGAAUGUUACAAGGUGUCCACAUUUCUAGCAAUCUAUAGCCACAUUCUAUAUCCCACACAGGAUAGGAGUUGUUGGCCUAGUAGUAACCAGAGCCCUAUGAUCCCACCUCCACCUGUAAACAACAAAAGAGGGAAGAAAACAAUGCUGAGGAGGAGAGAGCCAAAUGAGGAGGCUGGAUACACCAAAGGAAAGGUCAGCAUGAAGGGCAGGAAGAUCACUUGCAGCAUAUGUGGUGUUGCCGGCCAUAACAAAAGAUUCCAUGGAAUUCAGGUACCUUUGCAGCUUAAUUUAUGA
Messenger RNA from Dioscorea cayenensis subsp. rotundata (Guinea yam), 807 nucleotides. RefSeq lists its product as uncharacterized. The coding region runs from base 1 to 807 and encodes 268 amino acids. The record is from RefSeq and is a predicted model, not a curated record. Gene Ontology annotation, molecular function: zinc ion binding. Lineage: Eukaryota; Viridiplantae; Streptophyta; Magnoliopsida; Dioscoreales; Dioscoreaceae. The transcript has 3 exons.